Coprinopsis cinerea okayama7#130 is the source of this 768-nucleotide messenger RNA. RefSeq lists its product as hypothetical. Bases 1 to 768 code for a protein of 255 amino acids. NCBI's taxonomy places the organism in Eukaryota, Fungi, Basidiomycota, Agaricomycetes, Agaricales, Psathyrellaceae. The record is from RefSeq and is a predicted model, not a curated record. The transcript is spliced from 3 exons.
AUGCCUACCGCUUCAACGAUGAUAUUGGCGAGUUUCUUUGCUCACAUGGCACAGACCCGCUGCCUUCAUCCCAACCAUAUUUGGGCUGCGCCGUCCUUGCGUACUUUCAACUCUUCUAUUGUCCGGUACUCCAAGCCAUCGUUUUUCCCCGCGAGCGCAUGCUGGUCGAAGCGGAAGCAUGGCCUCACAGACGCAGAGGUUAUCCAGCACAUCAAGAGCGCAUUCCCCCUCUCAGAACCAGCGAAAGCGUUCAGCGGCACGCACCAAUCCAUGUUGCUGGAAGGCCCCAUCCUCGGCCUUUCAGACCCAUCACUGGCUUACCGAGCUCUCCGGACGCUCCGGAUUUGGCCCCGCCGUACCCACUUCAAAAAGGCGUACACCAUCCAGCUCUGGAAGAAACCUCACAUUAGCUACAGGGCAGAAAUGUCCCAAAACUGUCCAUCUGUGCCUGUUCAGAUGCCUGCUGUAACCUACUCGAGUGCAAUGGCUCUGCACCUAGAGAAAACUCUGGGGGACCGAGCCUCGGCAUUUACUCCAACUCCUCUCCCUCCCGACACCAGGGCUUAUGAUGCCGCAGAUAAAUAUUUGCAGAAUACGGAAGAAUGCUUGGCUCGCAUGCGACAGCUCAUUGCAGUGUAUCUCACUGAUGCGGAGCACCGACUCGAACAGCAGCCAAUGCUGAGGUUGGCACUCGUGCGCCUGCAGGGCAUAAGCACCACUGCAGACGAGAGGUGUCGCGCUUCUACACUCUUUCGAAGGAUCCGUUGA